AAAAUCUUGAAAAAUAAUCAGUUUGAAUUUUUUAGCCACUGCAGUAUCACUAAUUCAUAAUUUUCUUUUUGGCACUCUCAAGCUUCACCAUUUUGAAUAAAAUUCUAUCGCACUUUUAUGUAAUACAUACGAGCUCAAAUCUUAUCACUGAUCAGUUUUGAUUGACAAAUUGGGAAAUUUCGCAAAAAAUUCUGCUCGAAAAGGAAUGCAUUUUCAGCAACUUUACCAUUUCUAUUUUGAGUGGACACGGCACCGGAAUGAAUUUCUUCUUGGGAAUUAUUGUUGGGAGUGUUCUCCUUGGAACUGUGGCCAUUGCCCAAGAACAUCCUCUUGAGGAAGCUAAUGAAUACAUCCAAUCUUAUCAUCGGUUGUACGAAGGAACCAAGGAUAAUGUUCGGUUCUACAUGGCGGAUACUUCACGACCUAUCUUGGAUCAAUGUGUGCAGAUUGUCAGUGAUGAGAUUGAAAGAUGGGACAGCCGGAAACUAUCUUGUCGUAAUUUGACUCCAAGGAAUACGGAAGAAAUCGGUGAUGCUUUGAGGGAUUGUGCCUCUGAGGCUGCAGAGACGAUCUACGCUAUCCAGAACAAUGUCUAUAUGGAAUUGGAGGAGAUGCAGCGAGAAUCUGUCCAGCUGCAAUUCACUGUUAUGAGGAUGCUGAUUGAUUUCAACCUUCUGAGGAAUUAUAUGUAUUUCCUAGAUGAAUUCAUGACAAUCCUUAAUGAUGCGUACAACAGAUUGCAGAACCAUUUUGUUCCCGUUUUGGAGGAAGCCCUGGAACCUCUUCUUGCUGCCGAAGGUACCCUUCCUCAGCAGACACAGGCUUGUGUAGAUGCUAUCUCCCGUAGAUUCAGAAACCUUUGUUGAGUUCUGAA
Molecule: messenger RNA, 874 nt
Organism: Phlebotomus papatasi
Lineage: Eukaryota; Metazoa; Arthropoda; Insecta; Diptera; Psychodidae
Exons: 2
Coding region: 258-866 (202 amino acids)
Source: RefSeq, a predicted model, not a curated record